This is a messenger RNA of Lolium rigidum, 1743 nucleotides long. Its product is annotated as probable apyrase 6. Lineage: Eukaryota; Viridiplantae; Streptophyta; Magnoliopsida; Poales; Poaceae. Gene Ontology annotation, biological process: nucleoside diphosphate catabolic process. Gene Ontology annotation, cellular component: membrane. The record is from RefSeq and is a predicted model, not a curated record. Gene Ontology annotation, molecular function: nucleoside diphosphate phosphatase activity.
UCAUGCCGGAACCCACCAAACCCGCCUCCCCCCGGCCACGCCGCGGCCGCUGCCGCCUCUGCGCCCUCUGCCUCGGCUCCGCCCUCCUCGCCAUCGUCGUCUCCGCACUCGUCCACCUCCUCUCCUCCUCCCCAACGCAUCCCGCCCCCUCCCCGCGCUUCUCCGUAAUCAUAGACGGCGGCAGCACCGGCAGCAGGGCCCACGUCUUCGCCACAGGGCCCGACGGCCGCCCGGAUCUGGCGCGCUCCGUGGUGAUGCGCGUCUCCCCGGGGCUCUCCUCCUUCGCCGCCGACACGGCCCGCGCCGGGGAAUCGCUCCGACCGCUCUUGGAGUUCGCCAGGGAGAAGGUAGGGGGCGAGGGCGGCGCUGCGGCAACGGAGGUGCGGCUGAUGGCCACCGCCGGGCUGAGGCUGCUGGAGGAGAGCGUCCAGGGGGCGAUAUUGGCGUCCUGCAGGGACGUGCUCCGGGCCUCCGGCUUCCGGUUCGAGGACUCAUGGGCCAAGGUGAUCCCAGGUUCUGACGAAGGUGUCUAUGCUUGGGUUGCGGCAAACUAUGCUCUGGGUACACUUGGAGGGGAUCCUCACAAAACGAUUGGAAUAAUUGAACUUGGGGGUGCUUCAGCUCAGCUGACUUUUGUUUCUGAUGAAGUACUUCCUCCGGAACUAUCAACUAAUUUUACCUUUGGUGAAACAGCAUAUACUCUUUAUACCAACAGCUUUCUUAACUUUGGACAGAAUGCAGCGCAAGACUCAUUCCUUGAAAUAGUGAGGUCAAGAGGAUCUUCCAAAAAUGGUACGCUUGUUGAUCCAUGUGCUCCUAAAGGAUAUUCUCACAAAAGAAGAGUAACGGUGAAGACAAGCGGUGCUUCACGGUCAAAUUUAGAGAAUCAAUAUAUUGAUAAUGGAAGCGGAAACUUUAAAGAAUGUAGAUCUUCUUCAUUAAUGAUAAUGCAAGAAGGAAAGGAAAACUGCCAGUAUCAGCAAUGCCACUUGGGAUCUACUUUUGUACCUGAGCUACGUGGACAUUUCCUGGCAACUGAAAAUUUCUACUUUACAUCAAAGUUCUUUGGACUAGAGCAGUCUUCAUCACUAUCUGAUUUUACGCUUGCUGGAGAGCAAGUUUGCAACAAGGACUUGUCAACACUGAGACAAGAAUAUCUCAAUCAUUCAGAUGAAGAUUUCUCACGGUAUUGCUUCUCAUCAGCGUACAUUGUAGCUCUACUUCACGACGGUCUUGGUGUACCACUGGAUGACAAGAGGAUCGAGUAUUCAAAUCAGGUAGGAGACACUCAGGUUGAAUGGGCCCUAGGAGCGUUCAUUACGAACACGAGAAGUACAAUUCUAGGGCCGUCAGGUGCCCCUGCAAGAAGGGUACAUAGCCAUAUACCCCUGCUUGUUGUGCUGGGAGGAUUGUUUGCUUGCGGAGUAUUUUUGGUGUUGAGAUGGAAGAAGCCCAAGACAAAGAUUAUAUAUGAUCUAGAGAAAGGCAGAUACAUUAUAACACGCAUCAGCUGAUGCUGGCUUUUGUGCAGAGGAGCCAUAAAUAUAGUAGUAUUGGACAGGAAUAGAUGUUGUUUUGUACCAGAAUGUACGAGUUCCAUUCUUUGUAUUCUUGCUCUUAGGUAAGAGAGCUGGGUGGUGGGUAGCAGACCUGUAUGUAGCAUGUGUAGGAACACUUGUAGAACAAUUUUUUAUUUAUUAACCAUAUCUGCUUGAUAAUUAAGUAAACAUCGAUCUUCGUUCA